Molecule: messenger RNA, 3264 nt
Organism: Arabidopsis arenosa
Lineage: Eukaryota; Viridiplantae; Streptophyta; Magnoliopsida; Brassicales; Brassicaceae
Source: the annotation of a GenBank genome assembly
AUUUUAUACUUCUUACUUGAAGAAUAUAUUGAGCAUUUUAUCAAUUUGUUUGCUUUUUCUUGUUUAGGGUUUCAGUUUUUGUGUGUGUUUAAGUUGGAUUUGCGAUGGGAACUGUGGUUGGAACUGUUGAGGACCGCAGAGAUAUGUUUGAGGGCAGUGCUCAGACAAUGAUCACACCGUUUUCUUCAACAAAUCAAAUUGGAAAUCCUGUUGCAUACAAGCUUGUCCGGGUUUCAGGAGAUGGGAGUCUAGUGCCUGCAACCGAUGAAGAAAUUUUGGAGGUCAAUGAGACGGAUAUGCAUAUUGCAUCAGAUGCAUGUCAGACUGUAGGCUACCUUGCAACCGAUGAAGAAAUUUCGGAGAUCAAUGAGACGGUUAUGCAUAUUGCAUCAGAUGCUUGUCAGACUGUAGGCUACCUUCCAGCUGACGGGAUACCUUCUCGGUUGUCCCGGCUUGAAAGUUCAAAAGCUAUCAAUUCAGGUUUAUUGCAGUCCGAUAAUGUGCAACCAUACACAGACCAGGUAAAGUCUCGACCUGAGUCCAAUGAGGAGAUGUUGCAAAAGGUUGAACAGGAAGAGAGGCUUGGCAAUGUACAUGAAUCUCAGAUACCUUCUACUCCUCCAGAUGCCAAUAUCCAGUGUUCUAGUGAAAACAACUUUUUUGAGGAGGAUCAAGACCACCAUGAAGAUUUGCUGCAAGAACCCAUACCUUUCUCAUCGAAUGUUCAGAAUGAAUGCGAUAUGAAUCAAUCUGAUAAGAUUGAACCAUGCUCAAACGCAGAAGCUAGUCCAAAAGAAACUGCAUUGUCUGAUGCUGCCCAAAAACCUGAUUUUUCUAGAGUUAGAGGCGAGAUAUGCUUGGAUAAUUUACCGAUUAAAGCACUGCAAGAAACAUUCAGGGCAACGUUUGGCCGUGAGACGACUGUUAAGGACAAGACGUGGCUCAAAAGGAGGAUUACAAUGGGACUUAUUAAUUCUUGUGAUGUUCCAACAACUAACCUGAGAGUAAAAGAUAACAAGUUAGUUGGAAAUCAAGAGAAGUCCAAUAAUGGGACUAAUGCCAUUAGCAAUGUUAUGGGUGAUGACGUAAGAGCUACUAAAGUGAAAGAUGCACCAUCGAGUACUGAUCAUGUGAAUGGACAUUCAAAUGCUUCUGGCAAUAUCCUCGGUGGCAACCACUAUUACGCUAGUGAUGAUUAUUCCAGUGAACAGAGGGCUGCAAAACGAGUUAGGAAGCCUACACGAAGAUACAUUGAAGAACUUUCAGAAACAGAUGAAAAACAGCAAAAUGACAAGUCAAUGAUUCAUUCUAAAGAUCAGAGGUUGUCCGCCGAAAAAUCUGAGGUCAGGUCUAUCAGUGUCUCCUCGGGGAAGAGAGUUACCGUCACCAGGAUGGUAUCCCUUGCUGGAUCUGAAAUUGAGGUUCCUUAUGUUUCUCAUGUCCGGAGAAGCCGCCCAAGAGAGAACAUUAUGGCUCUUAUGGGAUGUCAUUCCAGUUGCUUGGAAGAUAAAGCUAGUGCAACAGAGAGGAACCUCAAUCUGAGUCCAUCUCAGUUAAGCAGUGAUGUUGUGAACCGAGAUUCGGUGGAAAUGUCUGCUUCUCGACCGGUCCAAAAAGAAUUUGCUACAAGUGACGAUAACAAUGAGGAGCAUAUUAUCUCUGAGGUUGAUCAAGACAUGGAGCCAGAGCACACAGAGUCAUCUGGAAAUAGCUCGGAUGACAAUAAUAACAUUGGCGUGCCAAUCAUGCAAGGUGGUACACUUAGAAGGAAGCAUCAUCGAGCUUGGACUCUGUCUGAGGUUACAAAACUAGUUGAGGGUGUAUCAAAAUAUGGAGCCGGGAAGUGGUCUGAAAUCAAAAAGCAUUCCUUUUCAUCAUACUCAUAUCGUACCUCUGUAGAUCUUAAGGACAAAUGGCGUAAUCUUCUGAAAUCAAGCUUUGCUCAGAGUCCCUCACACAGCACGGGAAAUCUCAAGAAACAUGGGUCAAUGCAUAUUCCUACGCAGAUUCUGUUACGGGUAAGGGAGCUCGCGGAGAAGCAAUCUCAGAUUAAAGAGAUUGAAGCCGAGAUGGCUCGGACACAGAAAAAUAAAGCUACAGAGUAUCAUCUUGGUCAGCUCAAGGCAAAGAUUGCAAAGCUCAGAACACAACUCUUAGAGCCUCCAAAAGGUUCUAGUGGAGGUGGGGAUGGUUUUGAAGUUACAAAGUAUGGUCAUGGACGUGUUGCACUUAUAGGCUUUCCAAGUGUUGGAAAGUCCACGCUUUUGACAAUGUUAACCGGCACACAUUCUGAAGCAGCCUCAUAUGAAUUUACAACGCUUACAUGCAUCCCUGGAGUAAUUCACUACAAUGACACCAAAAUUCAGUUGCUUGAUCUUCCUGGAAUUAUUGAAGGUGCUUCAGAAGGAAAGGGACGAGGGAGGCAGGUUAUUGCUGUUGCAAAGUCUUCAGACCUUGUGUUGAUGGUUCUUGAUGCCUCAAAAAGUCAAGGUCACAGACAAAUACUGACUAAGGAGCUUGAAGCAGUGGGUCUGCGUCUAAACAAAAGACCUCCACAGAUAUACUUUAAGAAGAAGAAGACUGGUGGGAUUUCUUUUAACACUACCGCACCCUUGACUCGCAUUGAUGAGAAGCUCUGUUAUCAAAUUCUGCAUGAAUACAAGAUUCACAAUGCUGAGGUUCUAUUUCGUGAGGAUGCUACGGUAGAUGACUUUAUUGAUGUCAUUGAAGGCAACCGCAAAUACAUCAAGUGUGUAUAUGUCUACAACAAAAUAGAUGUUGUUGGAAUCGAUGACCUAAACUUAGACAGACUACUUGCAAGAAUGUGGGACGAAAUGGGACUUGUUAGAGUUUACUCAAAGCCUCAAAGCCAGCAACCAGAUUUCGAUGAACCCUUUGUCCUCUCAGCUGAUAGAGGUGGCUGCACAGUUGAAGAUUUCUGUAACCACGUCCAUAGGACUCUGGUGAAGGAUAUGAAGUAUGCACUGGUUUGGGGCACAAGCGCUAGGCACUACCCUCAACAUUGUGGUCUUUCUCAUCAUCUUGAGGAUGAAGAUGUUGUUCAAAUCGUCAAGAAGAAGGUGAGAGAAGAAGGAGGAAGGGGACGGUUCAAGUCACACUCAAACGCGCCCGCUAGAAUUGCAGACCGAGAGAAGAAAGCUCCACUAAAGCAAUAAGACAGUUCCUCAUCCUGAAUUAUCUCAAGUAAGACAGACCUCAUGUGUAUUAGAACCAUAACUAGAAGAAUAAAUGGAAAGUAAAAGU